AUGGCGCAAAAGCAGCCCCACUUUCUCCUCGUAACCUACCCUGCUCAAGGUCACAUAAACCCUACCCUCCAGUUUGCCAAGCGUCUUAUGCGAAUUGGCGCUCGUGUCACCUUUGCCACCAGUGUCUCUGCCACCGCCAUGACCAAAUGCUCUACAUCCGAUGACUUGUCAUUGGCUGCUUUUUCUGAUGGUUACGAUGAUGGGUUCAAUCCCCAACAUCAUGAUGUCUCACACUAUAUGUCAGAGAUCAAGCGUCGUGGCUCCCAUAUCGUAACGGAUCUCAUCCUCGCCAGCGAAAAGGAGGGUCACCCUUUUACUUGCUUGGUUUACACUCUACUUCUGCGUUGGGCCGCCGUGGUGGCUCAUCGACUUAACCUUCCUCUGGCGCUGCUUUGGAUUCAACCUGCCAUGGUUUUCGAUGUCUAUUACUAUUACUUUUACGGUUAUGGUAAUAUGAUUAAACAGAACGCAAAAAAAGGCUCAUGUUUAAUAGAGUUACCAGAGCUACCAUCACUCAGUAGCUGUGAUCUUCCUUCUUUUUUACUCCCUUCAUAUAAGUACCCUCAUGCAUUAGAGUCAUUUCAAGAGCAAAUGGAGGCUCUUCAUGAAGAAAGCAACCCGAAAAUACUCGUUAACACAUUCGAUGCAUUAGAAUCUGAAGCGUUAAUAGCUAUUGAUAAAUUCAACAUUAUAGCGGUCGGACCUUUGAUUCCAUCUGCAUUUUUGGAUGGAAAAGACCCAUCCGAUACUUCAUUUGGAGCGGAUCUAUUCCGUGGUUCUUAUAUUGAAUGGCUAAACUCAAAGCCCAAGUCAUCAGUAGUUUAUGUGUCGUUUGGAAGUCUGAUCGUGUUGGAAAAGCAACAGAUGGAGGAGAUUGCACGUGGGUUGCUCGGUAGUGCCCACCCAUUCUUGUGGGUCAUAAGAGAAAAUCAAAAUGAAGAGGAAGACAUGGAAGAAGAUAAAUUGAUGAGUUGCAGAUCUAGAGAAGAACUAGAGCAACAAGGGAUGAUAGUGCCGUGGUGUUCACAAGUAGAGGUAUUGUCAAACCCAACGAUAAGAUGUUUUGUAACGCAUUGUGGAUGGAACUCAACGCUGGAGAGCUUGGCGUGCGGUGUGCCCCUGGUGGCGUUUCCUCAAUGGAUGGAUCAAGCGACAAACGCUAAACUGAUUGAAGAUAUUUGGAAGACGGGAGUGAGAGAGAACGAAGAAGGGAUAGCUAAAAAUGAUGAGAUUAAGAGGUGCUUGGAGUUGGUGAUGGGAGAAGGAGCGAAAAGAGAAGAAUUGAGAGAAAAUGCCAAGAAAUUGAGGGAUUUGGCAAGAGAAGCUGCCAAUGAAGGUGGGUCUUCGGAUACGAAUCUCAAGGCUUUUGUGGUGAUGUGGCUCCUUAUUUGUCACGGUGGAAGUCAGCUUAAGUGUUAA
This is a messenger RNA of Pistacia vera, 1419 nucleotides long. Its product is annotated as crocetin glucosyltransferase, chloroplastic-like. NCBI's taxonomy places the organism in Eukaryota, Viridiplantae, Streptophyta, Magnoliopsida, Sapindales, Anacardiaceae. The record is from RefSeq and is a predicted model, not a curated record. Gene Ontology annotation, molecular function: UDP-glycosyltransferase activity.